Zeugodacus cucurbitae (melon fly) is the source of this 4688-nucleotide messenger RNA. RefSeq names its product NAD kinase (gene Nadk1b). The coding region runs from base 2308 to 4167 and encodes 619 amino acids. NCBI's taxonomy places the organism in Eukaryota, Metazoa, Arthropoda, Insecta, Diptera, Tephritidae. Gene Ontology annotation, molecular function: NAD+ kinase activity. The record is from RefSeq and is a predicted model, not a curated record. The transcript is spliced from 6 exons. Gene Ontology annotation, biological process: NADP+ biosynthetic process; NAD+ metabolic process.
CGUGAGCUGCUUGAGUCAUAUGCAAAAGAAUCGUUCCUGGCCACUCCCAAGUGAAUGGCAAUCAGAAACUUUCCUCACUUGCGUGAACUUCUACAUAUGACCCCAUCCCCCUUAUUUUCUUAAUACCCCAAAAAUGUUCCGUCCAUAUGAUUACGAUUAACAUCGUUUUUGAUCAUUUUUAUAUCUCCGAUUUACCUUUUGAUCUUUGAUGUCUUCUUCUCGACGAUUAUUACUUCAACUUUCCUACUGAACUUGUUCAAAAUUACUUCCAAAGUCGGAUCUAGUAACAUACUAUUCUAAGCUCUAACUAGUGAGGUUUCCUUCGCUGCUAAAGCUUUGCAAGUUAAAUAAUUACUGGAUUGCCUCAAGAACUCAGACUCUGAUUUAGAGAACUUAGACAAUUGCUCUAUAUAUCUUGGAAAACAUCUAGAGUAUGAAAUCUUUAUACUUAGAGCCCUAAGGAAAGGUUUAAGUUAAGUCUAACAUCAAAUAUUCUAGGUCUUAACAUGGGUUCUUAUGUACGAAGAAUUCGUAUUUCUGAUUCUAUUUGGACUACUCCGUCAUAUUAGUCUAUAUCCGUUGCUCUCCGAUAAAGGGCGACCUUGUGAGUUUUAAGCUUUUUUUGAACGAAGAUAUGUUUUAUAGAAGCUUCCCAUUCUUGAUCUAUAAGGUUUUGAAGAUUCAUAUAAUAAUAAUAAUAAUAAUAGGGAUCGAGCUAAUGCUGUUUCGUCACUUGGUUGGUUCAGGGCUCCAACUAGAUCUCCACUGCAUGUGGAUUUAUUUAAUAACUAUGUGUUGAAAACUCUGCAACAUUAACUUAAAAAAAGACUCGCCACAGCCAGCUAAUAGUGGCCCACAUAAGUUUUUUGUCAUAAAUAAGUGAGAGCAAACAAAACUUAAGCGUAUAUGAAAUGGUCCGUCCAACGCUAUUAACUGCCCACUCGCGCAACAACGCCAGCAAUACACGUGAGUAACGAAACUUUCAAGCACAUUGGCAUUUAUCGACAUUAUAAGCUAAAUGACGCGAGCGGAGCGCCAAAACCGACGCCCCUUACGCUACACUGCAGUGAAGCUUAAAUGUCGCAUAACAAAACUGUGCCAGCGCCCAAGCCCCGAGCUCGCCCGCGCCGCAUUUGUAACGCUGCAACCUGUAACUGGAACCGAAGCGCGCGGCAAACAGAUUAGCCUGUGGCUAGCCAACUGCAAACAGCUAUGACUAAAACGAAGCCAUCAGCCAACAGUCAUAGCGGUAGCCAGCGGCAAUCAAAAUCGCUCAGCAGCUGAUACAAAACUUUUGUUUUCAAAACAUUUCAUAUUCAGUCGAUACUCGGACACUCAGCUUAACGGACGCACACGGCAAAGCGAGUGUAUAUCUCACAGACAUACAUAUAUGGUAUAUAUUAAGUGUAGUGUAGAGUGUUGUGGCAGUCACUCCUUCUUCCACUCAUCCAACGCGCGCAUACAAAUCGCGACUCUACGCCAAUAAAUAGUCGCCAUAAUCGAUCGGUGAAGCGGUGAAACGGUCAGCAAGUGUUUGGUUUGACUUUUUUUCCAAUUUUUUUUACCUUUGGCGAGUCAGUCAGUGUUCGCUGCAGCUCAUCAGCCGCACAUUCGGCGCUCGCGCUCCCGCUCCCCACUCCCCAACGCGCGCUUUGGCUGAACACCAUUACGUGGACGAACGUUCGUCGAUUUCUUUUUUGCAUUGUCGUCGUUACGGCAGUCAUCGUCGCUGCGGCCGUCGUCGUCAUCACCCUCGUGCGCUCAGUUCAGCUGUUCCUCAGCUCAUUCGCGCGCCUUUUAUGUGCUUCUCGUGCAGUUAAGCGGCACACUUGUCGUCGGUCGCGUUGUUUAGUUGUCCGGUUACGUCGCAGCUGUGCUAAACAAACGCGCUUGUACCUUAGUUGUUGCUAUAAAAGUCGCGAGUGUCUCUACAACUAAAUUGGUGCGGUGGCUCCCACUUUGAUAUGUGCAUAUUGAACCAACUACAAUUACAACAACAAAUAUAUUGAAUAAAAAAUUGCAGCUAUUUAAUAAAAUUACAUUUAAUUGGGACAUUAAAGUGCCAACACAAGCGAUAAUUGUGCAGCAGUGUAAUAUAUACAAACAUACGGACAUAAUUAUAUAUUUAAUAUUAAAAAAAUAUUGAAAAUCGAAAAAAAAACAAAAACAACACAUGAGCGCGUCAGUGUAAAAAAUACAAGUGCAAACAGUAACAAAAGCAACAACAAGUAUAACAAAUACCAAAAAAUACUUGCAAAUAAAUCAAUCAACAACAACAGUUAUCGAUAGUCCGUUAUCACAAUCACAAUGACCUGCCUGUCGGACAUUGAUCUGGCCACUCUGCAUAAAAGUCGCCUGGAGGAGCGUCUCAAUUACAAGCUGGCCUGGGGUGGCGCUACAACACAACGCCUAUCCGCCUACCAUCAUCAGCAGCAGCAUCAUCACAGCAUACAACAACAACAUGCGCGUUUGGACAAUUAUCAAGCAAUGCCAACAAAAGCCACAGCUCAACCGCGAAAUGCUGCUACACAGAAGCAGAAGUCGAAACAGCAGUUGAAGUCCACGAAACAACAACAGAAGUCCAAUCAACAACAACAGCAAACACAGCAGCCGCUUGAUAAUGGCUUAAACGCGCCGACACGCUCUAGCCCGCAGCGUAAUGCGCCUCAAAGUGGUAAAGCUGCCGCAGCUGAUGUGCUCAAUGGCAAUUGUGUUGAACUCACCGAUAAAUUACAACAUUUGCAAUUCGAUGAUGAUGAAGAUUUGGCAAACAGCGGUCACCCUAAAGUACAACAUAGGAGUCGCAAGUCGUGCGCCACAGUUGGACGAUCCUCCUCGCGCUUGCUGGUAGAUGAUCCCAAUUGUAAUUAUUUUACAGCAACAACGCGUCGUCGGCGUUCGGGUACAUGGCCGCGCACCCGAAGUUUGAAUGCUCCAUCGCCAUUCCAACAAUUUGGACCAUGUGGACGAAUAAUGAAAAAUCAAGCAAUGGUUAUGCAAAUUCAGGAUCCCGCCAGUCAACGCUUGACCUGGUACAAGCCACCGCUCACCGUGCUCGUCAUAAAGAAAGUGCGUGACUCAACGGUGCUGGCACCCUUCGUACAGCUGGUCGAAUGGCUGGUGCAGGAGAAGCACAUGGUCGUUUGGGUCGAGUCGGCAGUGCUCGAUGACCCGCUACUAACAGAAGAUAAGAAAUUCAAGAAUAUCAAAGAGAAAUUAGUAACAUUCAAAGAUGGCCGUGAUGAUCUAACCGAUCGCAUUGAUUUCAUUGUCUGCCUGGGUGGCGACGGCACACUACUCUACGCUUCGCUGCUCUUCCAGCAAUCGGUGCCACCGGUGAUGGCAUUCCAUUUGGGUUCGCUUGGUUUCCUCACACCAUUCGAAUUCGAGAACUUCCAAGAGCAAGUGACCAACGUGCUGGAAGGUCAUGCUGCGCUUACAUUGCGCAGUCGCUUGCGUUGUGUCAUUUACCGCAAGAGCGAUCGCCGCAAGGAAUCGGAGUGCGAUAAUCCAAUAACAAAGAAUUCGUACAACAACUACCAAAUGGAUGGCAGUGAUGGCACAAAUAAGAGUGCCAGCCGUGGUUCAACGAACAUUUUGGUGCUCAACGAAGUCGUCAUCGAUCGUGGACCCUCACCGUACCUGAGCAACAUCGAUCUCUUUCUGGAUGGCAAAUACAUAACGUCGGUGCAGGGUGAUGGCUUGAUUGUGUCCACACCGACGGGUAGUACCGCGUACGCCGUGGCAGCUGGCGCCUCAAUGAUACAUCCCUCCGUGCCGGCGAUAAUGGUGACACCCAUUUGUCCGCAUUCGCUGAGUUUUCGACCGAUUGUGGUGCCCGCAGGCGUGGAGUUGAAGAUCUCCAUCUCACCGGAUAGCCGCAACACCUCAUGGGUUUCCUUUGAUGGUCGCAAUCGUCAGGAACUGUUGCAUGGCGACUGCCUGCGUGUCACGACCUCCAUCUAUCCGGUACCCAGCAUAUGCGCACAAGAUCAAAUUUCCGACUGGUUCGACUCGCUGGCGGAGUGUCUGCACUGGAAUGUGCGCAAGAAGCAGAAAUGUCUCGAUGAGCUGUGCGAUCUGACCGCCUCCGGUUCGGAAGACACCCUGGACGAUUUGGAUCGUGUCAACGACACGAUAUUGGAUAGUGGCACGUGUUUGCAGUGAUUGCCGUGGGUGGUAUUCAAUUUUUCCGACGAUGAAUUAAAUAUUGGGGGAGUGUAAGGGAAAAAAUAAUGAAAUUUGGCGUUGCACAAAUGUGUGUGGCACAACGGUGUUGUUGUUGUUGAUGAAGCUUUGGCGCAUUAUGGCGUAAUGAAUGAAAGCGGAAUGUUAAUGAGUUGGAACGGCAUGUUGGAAGUGUUGGAAAGCGCGCACAUUUUAUUUUUUAAUUUGUGCUUUUGCUUUAGCGACAUUUUUUUUUACUGGCGUGUAUGAAAGCGUCGUUGGUUCGAAAUGUUAAUAAUGAAAAUUGUAUGAAAUUAUGAACAAAUCUGUUGCAGAAACUUAGUAUAGCAUAAUUUUGUUAAAUGAUUUAUGAAAUACAAAAAAAAAAUGCAAUAAAUGACAAGUUAAAUGUGAUGUGAAAAUGAAGCAAAUAAAAUGUGGGAAGUGUUUAAUGAAGGCACUUACUAAAAUAAUUCUUCUAAAUAUGUUUAUUGUAAUUAGCAUUAAAUUGGCAACGAAAU